This is a messenger RNA of Cylindrotheca closterium, 1263 nucleotides long. NCBI's taxonomy places the organism in Eukaryota, Bacillariophyta, Bacillariophyceae, Bacillariales, Bacillariaceae. The record is from the annotation of a GenBank genome assembly.
AUGCCAUACAAAUGCAUCCCCCAAAUGAUGCUGAGAGAAUUGAUCACACAGUCCAAUACUUUUCUUAAUGCUUUUGGGUCCGCGCAACAUGAAAGCGGACCCUCCCCACGAAAUCUCGUAGACAACCUUCCACACAUCGACUACAACAACUUAAAGUACAAAUUUGGCGAAUAUGUCCAGCUCCACGUCACUGACAGAACUACAAACACCAUGAGGAGCCGCACAGUUGACGCCAUUGUUUGCGGACCACGCAAUAUUUCAGGAAGAUAUAAUUUUAUGUCUCUGGAAACAGGAAAGGAGAUCAACGGUCGCGUUGUAGCACGCCUUCCAGUCACCGACGCUGUCAUUGCACGAGUUGAAACUUUAGGACGCGAACAAAACCAGCCGUACCGACACAGCAAAAUGCUGACUUAUCAAUGGCGCCCAGGACGGCCCAUUGGCGACGAAGACGUAGUUGUGUUGCCGACCCCCGUUGACACCACCAUCAUUCCAGCACCAAUUGUUCAACCUUUGCCUAACCCAGGCCCCAAUCCUUUCGCCGUACCAGUUACAGCUGCACCGACAGGAGCGGAUGUUGCAUUACUAGAGGCAGCUCAGGAAGCAGAGGAGACGGAGCAGCACGAAAACGGAAGCCUGGGCGAAGAUGAGCAAGAAGCGCCACAGUAUGGAAACCAAGGAGCGGAGGAUGGUGGAAAUCAAGGAGGAAUUAUGGAGGGAAAUCAAGGAGCGCCAUUGGAUGAAAAUCAAGGAGCGCCAUUGGAUGAAAAUCAAGGAGCGGAAAUUAAUGGAAACCAAGGAGCGCCAUUGGAUGAAAAUCAAGGAGUAGAAGCUCAUCAUGAAGCACAUGACGAGAACGAUUUUGAUAACUUUGACUUAGACAACAGCCUGGAGCCGUUGGAGGAGGGUGAAGAAGAAAUCGUUUUUGUAGAAGAUUCGGACUCUGAUACAGAAGACGAAAUCAAUGACAGAGACACUGACAAAGACGAGCUUGAUACUCGCAAAGAAGAACGAAGGAGGAGAUCACAACAUUUGAAGACACACACAGGGGAAACUACGGUUUUGGAAAACGAGAGAGGAAGAGAACUGAGAAAGGCCAAGGGCUAUCAUUUUUACAGAUCCCUUUUGCAGAUCUUGAGAUCAAUCAGAAGAAAGAGUUUUUCAAAUUUGCAUGGGACAAGUAUCAUCUUUCAGGUAAAACAAACCUGCUGGAAACAUUCACCACAGGGCUCGUUUUUGCGCAGAUGUCCGCAAAACAAGGAAUAA